Chara braunii is the source of this 3111-nucleotide messenger RNA. NCBI's taxonomy places the organism in Eukaryota, Viridiplantae, Streptophyta, Charophyceae, Charales, Characeae. The record is from the annotation of a GenBank genome assembly.
CAGGACCAGAUGUUGGUGCCUCCAACAGUGCACCCUCUAGCCGCCAACUGGAGGAACGCGUUGACAACGUAGUGGCAAUGCUCGGCGACUUCAGCACCUGCGCUGCGCCGACCACCAUCAGCAGUCAGCUGCAUACCUUGAAGACCGAGGUCCAGCAGCUGCAAUCGACGAACACGGAUGGCAAUCCUAAGUUGUACAAAAUGCCAACUUUCCAACUGGACAAGUUCGACGACUACACGCAGCAGGAUCCGGUCCUCUGGUGGGAAGCAUUCACGACGCAACUUCGGAUUCUGCCUGUCGCUAAGCAUGUGUACAUCGACGCCCUCUUCAUGAACUCAAAGGGCGGAUGCCAGACCUGGUUGACCCACCUGGCAACCUCUCACGACGUCGACGUACCAGACUUGAAGGACAAGAUCACAUGGGAGAAACUGACACGGUUGUGGAAGAAAUGGUUCAUCGUCGACGACGCGCCGGCACUCGCCAUCAACCGUUUUUUCACCAUGUCACAGGGCAACACAAUAACACGAGACUGGCUCACGGAAUGGCAGAAGAUCGCGGCAGUGCCCGAUCUGGACUUACCAUUCACUCAUCUACGUCGUGAGUUCUAUAACGGGUCAUGCGCUGCGCUGAGCCAGGCACUUGGUGAUCGCGAGCAGUAUGCAUCUUUCGUCGAAAUCAUCGACAAGCCAAGAGAGAUCAUCAAGACCAACAGGGCGGCUGCACACGAGAAGUCCACGUGGCAGCCAACCUAUGUGGAGAGGGUAAGAACUGGUCUGCGACAACAGCAGUUCGCUGCAGUCCAAUCGGACAGUGGAGAAGACCCAACAGCCACUCCAGCAUCACCACCAAGCACAAGACCUCUCUUUGCCAGGAUCAGGCCAAGGAGGAUGUGCGCCUCAGCUCAACUCGGGAAAGUGAGUUUCGCGGGAGGUGAGGCGACUCCACCCCCCACUCCACCAGAUUCGGUCGCCUUGCUAGCGGCCUCCUACACAUCUGGGGAGGAUGCGAAUGCCACAAGUCCUCGGUACACUUACGAGGAUUAUGUUGUCCACUUGGUUCCACCGCUGGACCAACCGCUCCACGUGCAACAAUCUACCGCAUGCACGGUUUCAUCACCAUCGGCAACCGAUUCGGCAGCUUCGCCGUCAUCUACCGCCGGGGAUUCAAUGUCAUGGUCAAGUCUUGAAGAACUCGGCCCGUCGACUUUUGAGGACUUCCAAUGGAUGCCCCUGCCCCGGUCCGUUCGAUUGCCGAAACCGCAUUGCAACGUGCUCAAAGCACAAUUGCGGGACAACUUGCACACUGCAGUACCGACUCCGUUGAUGGACGCCGGAGUAGAGGUUGUCGACCUUCACGCCUACAUUGCGAAGAUCGACCGCGAGUUCAAGACGCAACGGUACGACGACAUCGAUGCACCAUUGCUAUAUGUACUCAUUCAGAUCGGAGAGGCGACCUGCAGCGCUUUGAUUGAUUGGGGAGCAUCUCGCAACUACAUGAGUCGGGACUUCAUGGUACGCGCCGGCCUUGGCCCACGAGUCCGAAGGAAGUCCCAGCCCACGCAAGUCACGUUGACGGACGGUCACACGCACAAGUCAAUCGACCGGUGCAUUGAUGACGUCCCAGUGUACUUUGCCCCUCACGCAAGUGAGGCGGUGUCCUUUGACAUUCUGGACACCAAAUUCGACAUGAUCUUGGGCAUGUCAUGGCUGCGAAGCGAGGAYCACCCGGUGRACUUCUACCGYCGCACCRUUCACRUUCGUGAUCGGAACGGAGUACUAGUCCCAUGCACGGUAGCUCCUCCUCACCCUUCAGUCAACUGUCACGUGGUAUCCGCUGCAAGCAUGCGAGCUUCCAUCAUCAGAGACGACAUCGAGGAGAUGGGGGUGUGUUUUCUCCACGCCCUCCCGCCCCAUGACGCUUCAUCGACGGACUCUUCUUCGGAUCCACGUAUCACCGAGCUUCUCGACGCCUACAGCGACGUAUUCAAAGGCCCGCACGGAGUAGUACCGGAUCGGCCCAUCCGCCACGAGAUCAUCCUCGAGAACGGGGCCGUACCUCCACGCGGUUGCAUCUACCGAAUGAGCGAGGAAGAGUUAAGUGUGCUUCGGGCACAACUCGACGACCUUCUGGAGAAAGGCUGGAUUCGGCCUAGCUCAUCGCCAUACUGUGCUCCUGUUCUCUUCGUCCGGAAUAAGAACAAGGAUCUGCGGUUGUGCAUCGAUUAUCGCAAGCUCAACGCGCAGACGAUCAGAAACGUCGGCCCUCUCCCACGCAUCAACGAUCUUCUCGAGCGACCGGGUGGCGCCAAGUUCUUCUCCAAGCUCGAUCUCAAGUCGGGAUAUCACCAACUCGAGAUCCGGCAGGAGGAUCGCUACAAGACCACGUUUAAGAUGCGAUAUGGGCAUUUCGAAUGGCUGGUUAUGCCAUUUGGCCUUACGAAUGCCCCGACCACUUUCCAAGCGGCUAUGACAACGGAGUUCCGACACAUGCUGGAUCGAUACGUACUUAUCUACCUCGACGACAUCCUAGAGUACAGCCGGAGUUUGGAGGAGCAUGUGGAACACCUGCGCACCGUUUUGAAGCGGCUACGUCAAGCCAAGUUCAAAGCCAACCGCGACAAGUGCGAAUUCGCGCGGCAAGAGCUGGAGUACUUGGGACACUAUGGGACGCCGAAAGGCAUCCGUCCGCUUGCGGACAAGAUCGAGGCCCUACGAGUAUGGCCCGAGCCCACCAACACCAUGGACGUUCGUUCAUUCAUGGGUUUGGCGGGCUACUAUCAGCGAUUCAUCAUCAGAUACUCCAGGAUUGUUGCACCUAUGACGAGGUUACAGUCGCCAAAGGUGUCAUUCGUAUUCGAUGACGACGCACGCCGAUCAUUCCAAACACUCAAGACGACCAUGCUCAUGGCACCCGUCCUUAGCAUCUAUGACCCCGUCCUGCCUACGAGUGACUACGAAUGCUUCCGGAUAUGGCAUUGGGGCAGUCUUGGAACAACACGACGGCGACGAUUGGCACCCUGUGGAGUAUUUCAGCCACAAAGUGCCUCCCAUCAACUCGCUUGAUAAUGCAAGGAAGAAGGAGCUGCUCACAUUCGUCAUGACUCUCAAGCGA